Molecule: messenger RNA, 1445 nt
Organism: Westerdykella ornata
Lineage: Eukaryota; Fungi; Ascomycota; Dothideomycetes; Pleosporales; Sporormiaceae
Exons: 1
Coding region: 344-1084 (246 amino acids)
Source: RefSeq, a predicted model, not a curated record
CGGCAAAAGUCAGUCGGACGGACAAGAGACAAUAGGUGGUUGAGCAUGAGGCUGCCAACUCAUCGUACAGGCGCACUGAUGGGCGCAGCGAAGCGAUUGGUAGGCAAGGCGGACGAUUGCUGGGUGAGCAGAGAGGCGGAGGCUACAUACGGGGAGGAGUCGAGGACGAGACGUGGGCAGCCGGAGAGGCUGAGUGCACGCUUCUCCUCAUGGCGACGGCUCCAUCCAGGUGUUGUUGUCCCUGUGGCAGCUCGGAGUGAGCUCUGUUGUCUACCGGGGCAUAGCUGGCACUUGGUGACGAGGGGCAGAGGGGGAGGAAGGGGGCGGGCGUCAACAGAGGAGAAUGGAGGAUCAGCGAGGAGAGGCGGGUUGGGCGCAGAGGCGGCGCUGUUGUCUUUUCUUGCUUGGGUCUCUCUGCUGUCUAGCGGUCUACUGUAUGGAGGAGAUCUGGGGGAGGGCGGACAGAAAGCGUGGUGAGCUGGCAACGCAGCAGCGGCGGCGGCGGCGCGGCGGCUCGAGAAGGAGGGAGGAAGACGGGGGCACGCUCACCCCCGGCCUUGCAACCUGUCUUGGCACGGUUAUCGAUAACCAAAAGGGUUCAACCCAAGCGAGAAAGACAUGGGCUGUGAUUGGCCCAGCGUCAUCGAGUCCCAACUGCACACCUCCAACAAGUCGCUGCUGGCCACGCUUUUUCCACAUGUCGGGCGACGCCGAAAGCCUGCGAGGUGAAUCCUCGUGCUGGAGCGUUCGCGCAAAGGGGUCGAAGGCUGAAAGAUUUGCGAUCGAGCGGGCCAGCACACUCGCACAUCUGGGCGAUGGCGAAAGGCCUGAGAAAAGCCUGGUUGAUCUUCUGAUUCGAUGCGGACCUUCACUGCGACCGGACCCCCCCUUGUCCCUCCCUGCACCACACCACACCCUCACAGAAUCCCAGACAGCAAAAAGUCGUCUUCAUAAAGCACACCAACAUCCCACAUGUGCACGCCUCCUCAGCAAAUAUUCCUCUUCUCCCACACGGUCCAUUCCAUGUAGCACUGCAAUCGUGCGAGACGGCCGCAUCACCAUCACAGAAGAGCAGUCGUCCUGACGUGACGCCCAUCAAGUGGACCGUGGACCUUCGGGCAGCACCGUCGGCUCCUGCAUGCACCAUGGUCAUGAUGCGCUGGCAGUCGGUCAAAGCUGCCCGCGCCAGACAGCCAUGGAAAAGAAAUCGAGUCUAAUAACAUCAUCGCCCGUCCAAGAUCAUUCUGCGGUACCCCCUCUCUGCUGCAUUUCCCACACCUUGCCUGCUCUGCUGUGGCCAAUGAUCCAUAGAUGCCACCUGCAGUCGUGCCUGCGCGCUUUUCCCUCCCCAGCUCACUCUGCUUGCCACUAGUCCAACAACACCCAACGAAUAUCCAGGCCUCGCAGCUGGAGUGAGAUAUUCAAUUCCGCGUCGGCGCAUACAA